Stylonychia lemnae is the source of this 1047-nucleotide messenger RNA. The record is from the annotation of a GenBank genome assembly. NCBI's taxonomy places the organism in Eukaryota, Ciliophora, Spirotrichea, Sporadotrichida, Oxytrichidae.
AUGGCUCAGCUGUUAUCCAGCUCAAAUUCUUUUGUAGGAAAACCAUUUUUUAAAGCACCAGAAAUAGACUCAGCUGAAGAAUUCAGCUAUAGUACUUAAGUAGACAUCUGGUCUUUAGGAAUAAUACUUUACUACAUGUGCACUAAGAAAUACCAAUACUAAUAAGGCAUGUCAAUAGCCUAGAUUAAGCAAAAAGAUUAGACAAAGCUAAUUUUACUUGAAGGUGAAUAGAAAGUAUUCGAGCCACUCCUUAACUAAAUGCUAUAGCUAAACCCUGAUUUAAGAAUAGAUGCACUCUAAGUACUUCUAGAACUUUGCAAACUUAAGAACGAACCAUUUAACAAGCAUUUAGAAUUAGAAGAACAAAAACAAAGCAAUCAUAGUCAGAGUAAUGAUGAACCCAAAAGUGCUUUUGCUUUAACGAUAAAAUCAACCAAUGCUAUUGUUAACGAAAUUAUAGUCAAGCUAGGAGAGUUUAAUUAUGGUGAAUUUGAUAAGGUUCAUCCAAAUUUAAACAGAAUCUUCAUGCCUAUUAUUAAAUAUGAUAGUGGUGCUAUGUAUCAAGGUGAAUAUGAUAAAUGUACUAAAACAUAUGAUGGAAGAGGAAGAUAUAUUUGGAGAGAUGGAGCAGUUUAUGAUGGAUUGUGGAUGGAUAAUUUUAGAGAUGGAUAUGGAAGACAAAUAUAAUCUAAUGGAAAUUAUUACAUUGGUGAGUUGAAAGAUGGUAAAUUUAAUGGAUAUGGAAAAUAUUAUUGGAAGGAUGGAAAUAUUUAUGAAGGGUAAUGGGUUAAUGGUAAUAAAGAAGGAUUAGGAUUGCUUAAAUGGAGUAAUGGUGAUUUUUACUAUGGAUAAUGGGUGAAUGGGGAAAGAUAAGGAGUAGGAGUAUACACUAAAAGUAGUGGAAAUAUUGAAGUUGGAUAGUGGAAGAAAUAAUAACAUGGAGUAUUGAUGUACAUUGCAAAGGAUGGAGAGUAGAUAGAAUUAAGGAAAUGGGAGAAUGGGAAGUUAAUUGAGACAUUAGUUAAAACAGAUAAUGUUUAAAAGUGA